CCCUUUCAUUCAUGCUAAUGAUAUUCUAAUAGACAGCUGUAUGCAGUUGUAGUAAGAGCAUGCGCAGUGCGUUCCAAGAAUACGGCGAAGAUUCAAAGUUUUUGUUCAAUUACUGCCAUAACCAACCAACAAACGUAAUAUGUUUGGCUUUCACAAGUCAAAGAUCUACCGGAGUAACGAAGGCUGUUGCAUCUGCAAGACCAAGUCCUCCAGCUCACGCUUCACAGACAGCAGUCGAUAUGAAGAGACAUUCGAGCUCUGUUUUGGGCUGUCAGAAGAUCGUGUUGGAGACAUUUGCAAUGCCUGUGUGUUGCUGGUGAAGAGGUGGAAGAAGUUACCAAAUGGCUCCAAGAAAAACUGGAAUCAUGUGGUGGAUGCAAGAGCUGGACCAGGCUUCAAGAUGACUAAACCCAAGAAGAUCAAGAACAGUGAUGGGAAGAAGAAAAGCAAGCUAAAGAAGCUCCACAAGUUAAAGAGACUAACCGACUCAGAUGCACUCAGCACCACCUCCAGUGUGUCUCCUGCCCAGUCCCCCAGUUACAGCAACCUAUCGGAUGACGGCUCAGACAUCGAGUCCAAACAGAGACGCCCCUCUCCGUCCAGCUUCUCUUUUCUGGACCGUUCCUACUGGAAAAGGCAAAAGGUGUGCUGUGGGAUUGUCUAUAAGGGGCGGUUUGGAGAGGUGAUCAUUGAUCCUCGUCUCUUCAAACCCUGCUGCAGUUCCAAAAAACUGGCAUCCACGCAAGUGGCUGCACACCUUCCAGACACACUUCCUCCACAACUGCCAGAAGUCAUCAAAGAAACCUGGUGAAUGCUUUUGUUGAAUCCCCCUGUAGGGGUAUCCAUGGCAUCCUCCUGGAUUUGUCUCCAGUGGCAGACCUCCUAAUUUCCACUCUCCCAACUAGAUUAGUUAUUUAGAUAUUUCUUUUCUAUGUAUUGUUCCUUUUUUAUAUGGGUAUUUUUUAACUUUUGUAUAGAGUUGAUUUCUUUUCUUUUUUUAUAGAAAGCAAAAAGCAAAAAAAAAACGUACACGGGCAUUAGUGUUAUUUAUAGGCUGCGGAAGCAAAUUGUGUCAAGGCUCCUUUUUUGAUUCAAAUUGUUUUUGGAUAUUUUGUAUUAAAUGAUCAAUGUUUUGUAAAUACUUUGUCAACUUUUCAUACAUAUCAAGACUGUUUUAUUAUUUUUCAUAAUUUGUCUGAUUGUCGGUGUGUAUAUGAAAGCCACCAGCUCUUCUAAUACCAGCUUUUUUGUCUAUGUCGAAGUGGCUCUUCAACAUGUUGCUGCAACGUUUUGUUUUAUCUGUUUGUUCCAUAUGGGCGAAUGUGUGAGUCUGUAGAAUUUUUAGUGCACAAAAAAACGGUUUGUUAGCCAAGGGAUAAUGAUUACAACAGUCCUCUAUGAAUUUAAUUAGGUUUUAAUGUCUGUGUGUAUAGAUGAGAACACUUUGACAUUGUCACAUCUUGAGCAUGCUACAAGUUUGAAACACUCUGUUUUGAUUUUUCAUCAAUUGCUGCACAUCGACUCGGAUAGAUGUGGUUAGAUCAUGCAUGCAGUACAUUCCUCCGCCCUUUGAAAUGACGAAAGUAAUUUAUUUAUUUCUUUUGUAAAGCCUCCAAUGAAAUGAAAAUGCAUGUUGUAAAACAAAUGUUUAAAAAAAACAAAUGGAUUUUGUAAAUACACAGUAUUUUGGCUUCUGGUACAACCAAACUUUUUUUCAACUACAGGAAUAGCAAAUCACUACUUCCUUGAGAAAAAAAAAUUAAAAAAAGUACUUUACACUUAACCAGAUAUUGGGGUUUAUCUCAUCCCAUCUCAUUUUGUCAGACAUAUUUCUGUAAAGGUUUUCAAAGCUGUAGCCUAUGCUCUUCAGAAUUAUGUGUAAACUGCAGGGAACAGUAUAUUUAAUCGCAGCAUCAGGGAGCUGCAAUAAUCCUUUUGUUUGAUUUCUAAUGGCAUGCAACGGUCAGAAACUGAACCUUUGUUUAUGUUAGAGAAAAUGUGAUUGCCAUUUAUGUGAUUUAUCUUCAGAAGCAAUUGUCAAAGUUCAAACUAUGCAGACAUUUUGAAUGUGAGAAGUGCUCUGGGGCGGUCUAUCACACCUGCUAUUACAGUAUAAAGUGAUAGAUCCUUAUUCAACCAAAUUGACUUGUGAACAGCAUCCAUUAUUUCAGCAAUAUUUAACAUUUUUCUAAUCAAAAUUCACAAUUGUCUCAAGAUAUUUCUUUUGUAUGUCAUGUAAAAAAUAAUGCUCAGUUUAAGCCAUUGUGCAUACUGUCUGAAUUUCAUACUGUAAAGUCACGGUUUCAGUUAGCUUUUUUUGCAUUAAUGUAAGCAAUACCAACUUCAUGAAUUGACAGGCAAUGCUCUGUAAAGUUGCUUAAUAUAUAAACUUUUCUGUGGCAGGGUAGUUAAAUGCUGAACAUGUUUUAUGAUUAUAAUAAAAAGGAGAAGUGCUGCUCCCUUUUAAA
Molecule: messenger RNA, 2468 nt
Organism: Trematomus bernacchii (emerald rockcod)
Lineage: Eukaryota; Metazoa; Chordata; Actinopteri; Perciformes; Nototheniidae
Gene: sinhcafl
Product: SIN3-HDAC complex associated factor, like
Exons: 6
Coding region: 140-811 (223 amino acids)
Biological process (GO): negative regulation of cell migration
Source: RefSeq, a predicted model, not a curated record